Molecule: messenger RNA, 2097 nt
Organism: Colletotrichum graminicola M1.001
Lineage: Eukaryota; Fungi; Ascomycota; Sordariomycetes; Glomerellales; Glomerellaceae
Product: prolyl oligopeptidase
Exons: 5
Coding region: 1-2097 (698 amino acids)
Biological process (GO): proteolysis
Molecular function (GO): serine-type endopeptidase activity
Source: RefSeq, a predicted model, not a curated record
AUGAUGACGAUUCAAGCUUCCAAGUUCACCCCUGAGGUCCUGCUCUCUGCCCCACGCAGGUCCCCGGGCAUCCCCAACCCCGCCGGCACCAAGGUGUUGUAUACCGUUUCGACCUACUCGUUCGACUCCCACAGUAAAACGUCUCAAAUCCGAGUUCUCGAUGUUGAGAGCGGCCACUCCACCCUCCUCUAUGAAGAGGCGUCCUAUAGCGAUGCAACAUGGAUUUCAGACCAGGAGGUUCUGAUGUUGAGGAGUGGCGACAAGGGAGCCACCAGCCUGUUGUUGGGAGACGUUACGAUGCCAUCCGUGGUGACCCGGAUUGGCCAUUUCGAAGGUAGCCUCUCUAGUCUCAAAGCCAAACCACUGUCGGACGAUAAAGUCGCCAUCGCCGUCUGUGUCCUGACGACCCCCGAUGGCGCCAUGUAUAACCCCGCAGCCGAGAAGAAGCAGCACACGACCGGGAAGGUCUACUCGAGCUUGUUUGUCAGGCAUUGGGACUCUUGGGUUUCCGAAAACCAUAAUGCAAUCUGGUAUGGCCUUCUCAAGAAGGAAGACAAGACGUAUAAACUGGAAGAGCCGGGCUUGGUCAACGCUCUCAAGGGCACGAAGCUACAAUCUCCGGUCCCGCCUUUUGGUGGUGCGGGCGACUUUGAUAUUGGCAAGAAUGGCAUCGUGUUUGUUGCGCGGGAUCCCGAAAUCUCACCGGCGAUCUAUACAAAGACGGACCUCUACUUUGUUCCUUUAAAAUCUUUCACGGAGAAGGAGCCGCCAGUGCCGCAGGUUGUCAAGACGAGCAAGCUGCGUGGGUACUCGGCGUCGCCUGUCUUCUCGCGGGAUGGAAAGAAGGUUGCUUUCACCCGGAUGAAGAGCGAUCAAUACGAGACAGACAAGCCGAGGCUGAUGCUCAUCCCAAACGUCUUUGAUCUUGCAAGCGUGCAAGAGUUCUACCAGACGGACGACGGUGCUGGUGGGUGGGAUGCGCGGCCUGAAUGGAUCACUUGGAGCAAGGACGAUUCGGAGCUGUACGUGUCUGCCGAAGAACACGGUCGUAUGAAGCUAUGGAAGCUUCCUUCAACACCGCACGAGGUGAAAGACUUGCCAGCAGCAAUCUAUGGGGAGGGAUCUGUCAUUGAGGCCAAGCUACUCGGAGACGAAGGUGAGAAGCUCCUUAUCAGCACAUCAUCAAGAGUCGAAAACUCGGCCUACUCGGUUCUCAAUCCGGUCAACAAAGAAACCGACCUUGUAUCGUCGAGCUCGAAGCACGGCAAGUCUUUCGGCCUGUCCCAGUCGCAGUGCGACGAGUUCUGGUUCAAGGGAGCAGAAGGAUACGACGUGCACGCCCUGGUGUUGAAGCCUUCGAACUUCGACGAGAACAAGAAGUACCCCCUUGCUUUCCUCAUCCACGGAGGACCGCAAGCCGCGUGGACGGACAGCUGGAGCACACGGUGGAACCCGGCCAUCUUCGCAGAGCAGGGCUACAUUGCGGUCAUGCCCAACCCGACUGGAAGCACUGGUUACGGUCAGCAGCACACCGACAACAUACAGAACGAGUGGGGUGGCCGCCCGUACGUCGACUUGGUCAAAUGCUUCGACCACAUUGAGAAGAACAUUCCUUACAUUGACUCGGGUAACGCUGUUGCUCUGGGAGCUUCUUAUGGUGGCUACAUGAUCAACUGGAUCCAGGGACACGAGCUCGGAAGAAAGUUCAAGGCCUUGGUAUGCCACGACGGCGUGUUUUCCACGCUCAACCAAUGGUCUACCGAAGAGCUGUUCUUCCCUCUCCAUGACUUCGGCGGCCUCCUCUGGGAGAACCGUGAGGGCUACGAGAAAUGGGACCCUGCCCAUCACUUGGGUCAGUGGUCGACGCCUCAACUGGUCAUCCACAAUGAGCUAGACUACAGAUUGCCCAUCUCUGAAGGUCUGGCCAUGUUCAACGUGCUGCAGACCCGCGGCGUGCCCAGUAAGAUGUUAAUGUUCCCGGACGAGAACCACUGGGUCUUGAAGCCCGAGAACUCACUUCUCUGGCACAGAGAGGUUCUGGAUUGGAUUAAUAAGUACACAGGCAUUGGCAAGUCUGCAGAAUUGGCCGUCCGGUAA